AUGGCUGUCCCAUCCAUUGUGAGGAUCCAGCCGCAGUAUGGCAUGGCCGUGCCCGCUGCCUCGAGAAACAUGUGGCAGACAGGGCUGAUGGACUGCUGCUCGGACUGCGGCGUGUUCUGCUGCGGGUUAUUCUGCUUCCCCUGCCUCGGGUGCCAAGUGGCUGGGGACAUGAACGAGUGCUGCCUGUGUGGGACCAGCGUGGCCAUGAGGACCCUCUACCGCACCAGAUACAACAUCCCGGGGUCCAUUUGCUCUGACUUCUGUGUCAGUAUGUGGUGCCUCAUGUGCUCCGUCUGCCAAAUUAAGAGAGACAUCAAUCGGAGGAAGGAGCUGGGCAUAUUCUGGUAA
Nestor notabilis (Kea) is the source of this 348-nucleotide messenger RNA. RefSeq names its product placenta-specific gene 8 protein-like. Bases 1 to 348 code for a protein of 115 amino acids. Gene Ontology annotation, biological process: positive regulation of transcription by RNA polymerase II. The record is from RefSeq and is a predicted model, not a curated record. NCBI's taxonomy places the organism in Eukaryota, Metazoa, Chordata, Aves, Psittaciformes, Psittacidae. The transcript is spliced from 3 exons.